UGCAAAGUCACAAGUCGCAGCCCCCUUGAUGGAACAUAGCGCUGUCUCAGUGACAGAGAGGGAACGCGAUGUGAGCGAUUCCGAUGCAGCCGCAGCGACUAGUUGACAGGAGAGACGCACACACAAACGAACAGGAUGCCGGGCAUGCUGAUGUUCGCCAGGCGCUGGGCAAUAGCCAGUGAUGACUUGGUGUUUCCUGGAGCCUUUGAACUGGUUGUUAGGCUGAUCUGGUGGAUCGGAAUGCUAGUGCUUUAUUCUGUCCACAAAGGGCAUUUUGAUUGUGUCGGAGGAGCCAUUCUGCGCAGUUACCUGAUUGUUCUGAUUGUCUUACUGGCUUCCAUAAUAUGUGUGGUCUCUGCCAUUGUGUAUGUCAGCAUGCAAGGAACAAUCGCCAACCCAGGGCCCCGAAAAUGCAUGCCAAAACUGCUAUAUGUGAGACUGACCCUCUACGUGCCAGAGUUUGUCUGGGCUGUCUUGGGAGCCAUCUGGCUGUCGGACAAUAGAAUGCAAUGCGAUAGGGUGGUGGUGCAUGUCAUACUCUUUGCAGUCAUUGCCAGCUGGGCCAUCAUACUCCUCACUACAAUAGCCAUACUGCUUGUGUUUGACCCGCUUGGCCGUAAGAAGACCUUGUACAGAGCCAGUGACCUCCAGAACCUGGAGAGCAGCCAGUCGGAGCAGCUGCUUUACAACGUCAGGACAGCGUCCACCCGCGUAUGGGAGAAUCGCAUUCGGCUCCUGUGCUGCUGUAUAGGCAAAGAUAAUGAGAACAGAGUGGCUUUCUCCAGCAUCGCCAAGCUUCUCAGCAGCUAUUUCUCUGACACAGAUUUGGUUCCCAGUGACAUUGCUGCAGGGCUCACACUCCUACACCAAGAACAGGAUAAAGUGGAUCUUAGCAGGGACCCAGAGGAAGUGCUGUGCCACUCGCCAACACAGAAUCCAGGUGACAGUCUGGAAAUGGAGUUGGAUAAAGCGGCACAUUACAUGCAGUUUGCAGCAGCUGCUUAUGGCUGGCCCUUGUAUGUCUACAGCAACCCACUCACUGGCUUGUGUAAACUCUGUGGGGAGAGCUGCCAAAACAGAGCAUCUCAGAAUGGAAUUGUGGGAGGGGACAAUCUAAACUGCCACUUUGGCUCCAUCUUGCAAACCACAGGUCUCCAGGAUCGGGAUUUCAUCUACAUCAGCUUUCACAACAGGAUCUACGAAAUCCCCUUUUUUGUUGCUCUUGACCACAAAACGGAAUCCAUACUUGUAGCAGUGAGAGGCACUUUAUCUCUAGAGGAUGUUCUGACAGAUCUCUCCGCAGACUGUGAGAAUCUUCACAUAGAGGGGGUGACGGGAUCCUAUGCACAUAAGGGUAUAACACAAGCUGCAAGUUACAUAUAUAGGAGGCUUAUAAAUGAUGGCAUCUUGAACCAGGCUUUCACCACUGCACCUGAAUACAAGCUUGUUGUUGUUGGGCACAGCUUGGGCGCAGGAGCAGCCGCAGUGUUAGCGAUCAUGCUGCGCAAUUCCUUCCCUACACUGAAGUGCUAUGCGUUUUCUCCCCCAGGGGGCUUGCUAAGCAAAGACCUUGCAGAUUAUUCCAAAAAUUUCAUUGUCUCCGUAAUAGUUGGGAAAGAUCUAGUGCCGAGACUCAGUUUGCCUAACAUGGAAGAUCUCAAGAUGAAAAUACUGAGGAUGGUUGUCAACUGUAACCGCCCCAAAUACCAGAUCCUGCUUCGGGGUUGCUGGUAUGAAAUAUUCGGUGGGACUCCAGAUGACUUCCCAACAGAACUGGAUGGCAGAAACUUUGCUUCUUUGUCCCAACCCCUUCUGGCUGAGCAAAGCCUAAUGGUGCAUCGAUCACCAUCUUAUAAUACAUUGAUUGAGGCUUCUCCUCCUUCAGGAUCUCCGCAAUAUCCUCUCCUCUUCCUGCCAGGAAAGAUCAUCCAUAUUGUUGAAGAGAGAAGAUCAGGAUGUUUGUGUUUUUCUAAUGUGACGCACAAUGCUUCGUGGUCAAAGGAGACCUCAUUCGGAAGUAUCUAUAUCAGCCCCAGGAUGAUCACUGACCACAUGCCGGACAUUGUCCUGAAAGCUUUAAGGAGUUUGUGCCAGGAUAGAACCAGCUGCAGUUCCUGUCAAGCGCCACCAGGUGUCUUAGCUACAAACCAAAUCUAGGCUGGGCUUGGCCUCCCAGCAAGACACCGCUGCUUUUUCUGUGGCCACAAGAUGAUCAAAAGGACUUUAUUUUUUCUAUAACAUUGGGAAGCAUCUCUUUGCACUUCAUUUUUUUUUUUCUAAAAAAAACACUUUGAAAGAAAGAACAAAGAAUGUGAAAUCUAAGUGGCGUCCUUGCCAAAGGUGUUAACACCCAUGAUCGUUUUUCUAUUUAUUAAGAAACCCAGAAGGAGACAUUGGCAUGUGUUUGUGGCAACUGGAAGGCUAGAGAGUAACAGUGUGACUUGAAUGCCAUGUUGAACAACACACACAGUGCAACCAGGGCACAAUCUCCCAGUCCGACAUCGCCCCUUGCUGUAUCAGUGAGCAAGGCUGGUAUUUUCAUUGCCGUCUUAGGAAACAAAUAGGAGCACAAAGCUGUUCUGUGCCAGAUUGUUAACGUGGGCGUCUCCCCAAGCGCAGACUGGUUUAUACCUGCACUGAAUGCACUACGGAGAAUUGAUUUCCCUCUUCUGGACAGAUUCUGCUUGGAGGGAGGUGGGGGGGGGGUUGUUACCCUUAUACAUAAAAUCAUGGUUCAGAAAUAAUGACAGAUUGCCACUCAGAGGCAUGGGCAGAUGUGGGCUUUUCCAGUGCUGUGCCCUUCUGUGUUGUUUGAAAGGUGUUUUGUGGAUUUUAUUUUAUUUUUUUUUAACUUGUACACUGUGUCUCAUAAAAAUAUGUAGGCGGGGCUAGCAAACUCCUAGUUUCUGAAGCGUACAUCCUCUGGUGCCCCCUAGUGCCACUCUGUUGCUCCAAAUCUAAGCACCAAAAACUGCGCCUUCUAGACUCUUAGGUAAUUUAGCCCUCUGUCUUCCCAAUUGGCCAGUCCUGACUUCGAGCCUUCACUAACUCCAGCUUUAGUGCACUGUAACACAAAGCCACACAAGGGAAUAUAACUCACUGGUUCUUACAUGUGCAAUCAAAAGAAAUAAGCAGUUUUCUGAGAAACCUCUGUAUAAACAAACCCCAACCCAAAUCGGAAGCAGCUCAUUAUACAGAGGGCUUCUUAGUGGACUGCUGAUUGAUUUGAUGUUGCUCAGGAGAACAGGAAGUAAAAUGUGACUUUUCUUUUAAUUUUCAGAUUUUGACUUGUAGUGCAAGAUAUAACAACAUACAUAGGCUUGAAUUAGCCAGAAACUUACAGGCAGAUAAGACAUUGGCUAAACCAAAUGACAUACACCUAUGUUUUUGCUUUAAAAUGAAAGAUUUCAGAUCUUUAGCAUUCCCUCAAGCAUUUCUAGACUGGUUCCAUAGAUUUUUGACACAGAUGGCAGAGCAGGCAUAGUGUGAUGGCUUCCAUGUAUGUGAAUACAGGCACCAAGGCUGCACGGUGCAGACACUGAGAUUUGCUAGCCCUGCUCAUGUAUUUGUCAAGUAACAUAAAACCAUUUUCUGUGUGGUUUCCCUUGCGCUGCAACUAAAUGUUCUUUAUUCCUUUAGAAAUGAUUCUUGUAAUUCUUUUGUAAAGAACUACUCUCAUAUUUACACAUUCAUAUAGCAAUGUAUCCCACACAGGGUACCCUAUGGCUGAAGUGCAGCAGCCCGGGGAGAGUGACCCUGCCCUGCUGCACAUUUCCUCAUCUAUCUCCCAUACCCAUUGCCAAAAUGUGGGACGGGCCCAGAACAAUCACGCCUGCAGCCUUCUGAGAAACGUGAUGUAUGUUCCAUGUCUCCAUGCUAAUAAAGUAUACGCACAGCUCAGCCAGCACUUAACUGAAAUGUGCUUUUAUAUCAUGUGUGCACUUGUAAUAAAUAUUUUAUUUCAUGGUAAA
Molecule: messenger RNA, 3971 nt
Organism: Xenopus tropicalis (tropical clawed frog)
Lineage: Eukaryota; Metazoa; Chordata; Amphibia; Anura; Pipidae
Gene: daglb
Product: diacylglycerol lipase, beta
Exons: 15
Coding region: 136-2157 (673 amino acids)
Biological process (GO): lipid metabolic process
Cellular component (GO): plasma membrane
Molecular function (GO): triacylglycerol lipase activity
Source: RefSeq, a predicted model, not a curated record